Molecule: messenger RNA, 661 nt
Organism: Chrysoperla carnea
Lineage: Eukaryota; Metazoa; Arthropoda; Insecta; Neuroptera; Chrysopidae
Product: U3 small nucleolar ribonucleoprotein protein IMP3
Exons: 4
Coding region: 77-622 (181 amino acids)
Biological process (GO): rRNA processing
Cellular component (GO): Mpp10 complex; small-subunit processome; small ribosomal subunit
Molecular function (GO): snoRNA binding; structural constituent of ribosome; rRNA binding
Source: RefSeq, a predicted model, not a curated record
CUAAAAUAAAAGCAUGGAAUAAAAUAAUAUCACAGUCGAAUUUAAACACUAACAGAAAAAUAGCCUUUUAAACAAAAUGGUACGAAAAUUAAAAUUUCAUGAACAGAAAUUAUUAAAAAAAGUUGAUUUUAUCGAUUGGAAAGUUGAUAAUAAUUUACAUGAAGUAAAAAUUUUAAAAAAAUAUUACAUUCAAAAACGAGAAGACUAUGCAACAUACAAAAAACUAUGUAGAGAAAUACGUGAAGUUGCAAGAAGUAUCAAACAAUUUGAUCCAAAAGAUCCGUAUAGAAUCGAGAAAAGUGCAUUACUGUUAGAUAAAUUAUAUCAAAUGGGUUUAAUUCCGUCUCGAUGGGAUUUAAGUCUUGUUGAAAAAGUUACAGCUUCUUGUUUUUGUCGUAGACGAUUACCUAUUAUUAUGGUUAAAAAUAAAAUGUCUGAAAAUUUAAAACAUGCUACAAAAAUGAUUGAACAAGGACAUGUUCGAAUUGGACCUGAAUUAGUGAAGGAUCCCGCAUUUUUGGUGACUCGUAAUUUAGAAGAUUUUGUUACAUGGGUUGAUAGUUCAAAGAUACGACAACAUGUAUUAGAAUAUAACGGAGAGCGGGAUGAUUUUUUACUUUAGUUCCAGUAAAUUUUAUUAAAAAAUUGUAUUUGUUAAAUA